AUUGAAGGGCUCCUCUGUGCCGGAGGGGAGCUCCGGUGCGGGGAGACGUGGUGCCGGGGAGCCCGGGGUGCGGGUGAACUGGAAGCGCUCCUGGUCAUGCGGAAUUGUCCUUCUGUCUUUGUACUGUACUGUUGAUGGGACAAAGAAGUGGACGUCAAGAAAGAAGCAAGGAACUAGAGCUGGCACUAAGUGAGACGAUGGCAGAAGCAGAGGUACAAAAUAAAGAAGAGGAAGCUGAAAAGCCGAAAGCCAAAGACCAAAGGCUAACAUCAGUCUUUGGUGUGGCAGACUUAAAAAAUGGAGCUAUCGGACUGUACAACAUUGGCCAGAGCUGCUGUCUGAACUCUCUGCUCCAAGUGUUCCUCAUGAAUAGACACUUCACUGGGAUACUUCGAAGGAUCACAGUGCCACCAUGUGCUCUGCAGAAGAGGAGGAAUGUCCCAUACCAAAUGCUCCUGCUGUUGGAGGAGAUGCAGUGUGGCAAGCAGAAAGCUGUUUCUCCCAUAGACCUUGCUUGCUGUCUUUCAGUACACAGGGUGAAACUGUUUGUGCAGUAUGACGCUGCCCAGCUCUUUCUGACUCUCUGGAACUUGGUGAUGGGGCAGAUGAAAAAGCCAGAGCUGGUUGAAGACCUGAGUUGUUUGUACACUAUCCAUAUACAGGAGCACCUGGCCUGUCAGAAAUGCUCUUCUGAAACAAAGAGGAACAGCAGCAUGUUAACCCUUCCACUCCCAGUUUUGGAUUCCAAAUCUCACAUGCUGAAGACUCUGGAGGACUGUCUGCAAUACUUUUUCCAUCCAGAAGAGUUGACUGGUCAGAACAUGUGUUUCUGUGAACAGUGUGGAAGGAAAACACCUUUUUUGCAGAGCAUGAAGCUAGUCCAUCUGCCACAGACUCUGACCAUACACCUAAAGCGCUUCUGCUGUGAAAAAUCAGCCUACAUUCACAAGCUUAGUCACUAUCUGCCGUUCCCACAAGAACUUGAUUUCAACACAGUCUUGACAGAAAAGCAGUGCCAAGCAGAUGACAAUGAAAAGGCUGCCUGGCAGUAUGAGCUUUUUGCCGUUGUUGCUCAUUCAGGAUCAACUAGUUAUGGACACUACUGUGCCUAUAUUCGAAGUCUCACAGAAUGUAAAUGGUAUUGCUUCAACGAUUCUGAGGUUUGCCAGGUAUCAUGGGAUGAUGUUAAAUGCACCUAUGGACAUUCCAACCUCCACUGGGGAGAAACGGCCUAUCUCUUGAUUUACAUGAAAAGGCAUCCUCAGUAGCCUUAUCCAGGAGUAUCAGAUGUUUCAGGAAGCUGUGUGUGGUACAUGGAGCUCAGCACCUCUGUGCCAGUGUGGACACGUACAAAUGUUCCACAAGAAAGAUAUUCUGCACUCAGUCAGCAACCUCUGCCUUCACGUUUGUUUAUGAAAAAAAGUGCAGGAGAGACUCAGCUAGAGAAAGGAUCUAAGAACUGUUGCACCUAGAAACUUCCUUUCAUAUCUUUUUGAUGUAUAUGUGAUUCUAUAUAUUGAUUUCCUCUUCAAAGAUAGUAGGGUUAAUCCUUGUCUCUGCUGACCGACUGGUUUAAUGCUGCUGCCUUGGUUUCAGCACAGGGGAAGCAUUUGGCCUGAAAGCCUGCAUGAUGUUCCAGGGAGGCACGUGGUGUGGUGGAGAGCUGCGGUAGCCUUACCUAGCCAGGAAGACUGUAAGAGCUUGAGACUUACUCUGCCCUUUCAGUGCCAUGUUAGAUGCUGGCAAGCUGGGCAGGGGACCCCAAAAGUCUUGAGAAACAGCUGGAACAGGGACCAGAACCCUUAUGACACACAUGCACCGGUGAUGUUUACUCCUUAAAACCUUCCUGGAAAUGAAUCACUGCAGGGGCUGAGAUGUGUUUGGAAGUUGGUGUCAGCAUAAAGAGGUGUUCUUUAAAUCAGGAGCUAUUGUAGUAGUUUUGAUUUACAAUGUGAGUUUGUAUAUAUUUAUGCAGAUGUUUAUUGUUUUAGCAUGCUUAUUGAGCAUUUAUUUGCAUUUUCUUUCCUGUAUAGAGGAAAAUAUUCAGAGCAACAGACAUUCUGAAGCUAGUUGGUGAUUUUGCACAAUUAUCAUGGUUUAAUGCCAGCCAGCAGUGAAGCACCACAGAGCCGCUUGUUCGCCCCCCUGCUCCCAGUGGGUUGGGGGAGAGAAUCAGAAGAGUGAAAGUGAGAAAACUCGUGGGUUGAGAUAAGAACAGUUAAAUAAUUUAAAUAAUUGAAAUAAAAUUAUAAUGAAGACUAUACAGAGUAAGCAAUGCACAAUGCAAUUCCUCACCACCAGCUAGUCCUCAAGCAGCAGUCACUGCCCCUGGCCAACUCCCCCCAG
Molecule: messenger RNA, 2346 nt
Organism: Egretta garzetta (little egret)
Lineage: Eukaryota; Metazoa; Chordata; Aves; Pelecaniformes; Ardeidae
Gene: USP18
Product: ubiquitin specific peptidase 18
Exons: 11
Coding region: 135-1268 (377 amino acids)
Biological process (GO): protein deubiquitination
Cellular component (GO): nucleus; cytosol
Molecular function (GO): cysteine-type deubiquitinase activity; cysteine-type endopeptidase activity
Source: RefSeq, a predicted model, not a curated record